CAUUUGGCGUGUAAAAGUGAGCUUAAGCUCUGUACAUUUCCACAAAAUCCAUAGUUCCCGAGAAAUGAAAUCGCAAUUCAGUUCAAUAUUUAGCGUUUUGAUCAUAAUUUCGGCCGCAUUUAUCGCUUCAUUGGAAGGAGAAAAUGAUGUUCCAGAAAAGUAUUACGAAAGAUGCGACAAGUACUAUGGUGAAUGUAAGCCACAAUGUACAAAUGAAGAGGAACUUAAUAUCAAUUGUAUGGAGGAUCCCGAAUACAAAUGCUGUGUCAAAAAACCACCAGGAAUCGAGUUGUGCGUAAAAUAUGGUGGCCGAUGCAGAGAUAAAUGCAAUGAUGAUGAAUAUCGUUUUGACAUUGUCAGCUGUAGCCAGAAAAAGCAGAAAUGCUGCCUCAAAAAAAAUAUUACCCAAUAAUACAUUAUUGUGGAGACCAUAUUCUAUAUUGGAAUGAACCGGUGGUGACGCCAUUAUUUUAUCAAGUUUACAUUUCUUUCUAUGAAUCUCAUGCGAUGAGAAUAUUGUCGAAAAGAUGAAAAAUAAAACAAAUGAAGAAUAACGUUAA
Molecule: messenger RNA, 560 nt
Organism: Sitodiplosis mosellana (orange wheat blossom midge)
Lineage: Eukaryota; Metazoa; Arthropoda; Insecta; Diptera; Cecidomyiidae
Exons: 3
Coding region: 65-412 (115 amino acids)
Biological process (GO): innate immune response
Cellular component (GO): extracellular region
Source: RefSeq, a predicted model, not a curated record